GCGGCGCGCGGCGACGGGACGGCGCUCCCGCUGUCGUCGUGGCCGCAGGGUGGCGCGGACGGAGCGUUCGUCAGGGCCGGCGGGGAGGAGGAGGAGGUGCUGAAGGUCUGCGUGGAGGAGGACGACGACGACGAGGACGACGAGGAGGAGCGGCGGCGCGGUGGCGGAGCGCUGCGGGCGGUGCUGGAGGAGGACGAGGAGGAGGACGAGGAGGGCGGCGACGCCGCGCUGCCGCCCGGCGGCGCCCCGGCGGUGCUGUACAUCAAGCAGGAGAGCUCCGAGCCCGGCGGCGCCGGCGGCGGCGGCUUCGCGGACGCUUACGGCGGCGGGCUGAGCGCGGCCGAGGUUUCGUACGCCGUGCCGCAGCCCGCCUGGAAGCCGGUGGACCUGCACGGCAACGAGAUCCUGGCGCAGGCGGCGCACGGGCGGGCGCUGCACGCGCCGGUGAAGAUCUGCGCCGCGCCGGACGGGAAGCGCUUCGGCUGUCUGUGCGGGAAGCGCUUCGCCGUGAAGCCCAAACGGGACCGGCACAUCAUGCUGACCUUCAGCCUGCGGCCCUUCGCCUGCUCCGCCUGCCACAAGCGCUUCAAGCUGAAGCACCACCUGACGGAGCACAUGAAGACGCACGACGGGGCGGCCCGAGCCUGCGAGCGCUGCGGCAGAUCCUUCCGGCUGCGCAGCGGGCUGGCCAAGCAUCGCGGGCAGUGCCAGGGCAAGCGCUGGGCUGCGGCCUGCUGGGCCUGCGAGUGAGGGGGGCUGGACGUGGGGAGGGGGCUGCGGGGGGGAUGUAGGG
Molecule: messenger RNA, 793 nt
Organism: Phasianus colchicus (ring-necked pheasant)
Lineage: Eukaryota; Metazoa; Chordata; Aves; Galliformes; Phasianidae
Source: RefSeq, a predicted model, not a curated record